Molecule: messenger RNA, 5678 nt
Organism: Acanthopagrus latus (yellowfin seabream)
Lineage: Eukaryota; Metazoa; Chordata; Actinopteri; Spariformes; Sparidae
Gene: numbl
Product: NUMB like endocytic adaptor protein
Exons: 9
Coding region: 743-2986 (747 amino acids)
Source: RefSeq, a predicted model, not a curated record
CUUCCCCUAAACUACAACGUGUGGUUGCCCUGCUCAUGUAAUGGUCUAACAGCCCGAUCUCAAGUUCACAGUGUCGACCUGCAAAGCAUCUGCCCUGACUAAGCACCCUGGAGCAAGGCACCCUUUACCUCCCCCGGAGCUGCUCUCUCCACCCCUCCACAGGGAUGAGUGGAGUAACUCAUCCCCACAGCAGCUCAGACACCGCACGGUGGCGCAGUGGAGCGACUGAAACGGAGCCCUGCUGAGUUUUUUUUUUUUUUUUUUCACCCCCUUCUCUGGAAAACAUCAAUGGGGAGAGUGUAUUUGCAUGUCCGGCCGUCUGUGCCAAUGGGCGCACUGGGAAGGCUGGGUUAGCGGGUGGAGCCGGGGGAAGCAGCCCAGUAAGUGCACAGUCAACAACCAAAGCAUCCGAGAUUACUACAGGUUCACCAAUUUCACCGAGAUCUACCUUGAAUCGCUGUUGUGAACCUGUUUUUUUUUUUUUUUAAUCAUUUGAAACCGUGUUCUGUGUGCGUGCGUGCGUAUGCGUGUGCAGCGGCCAGGUUGAUUUUGCGGCUCCACAUCGCCUCCAUACAUCGCCCCUCGCAGCGCGGAUGAAGAAGAUUUCGUGACAUUUAACACACUUCGCAGCGUAUUCUUGUGUGUAACGCGUCUCCUGCCCCGGGGUCCUGGAUUUACACAGAGGAGCGGGGAGCCGAUCAUCCGUCGUUCUCUUGGUACCAGGGAGCACGUGACCCCGGAGAUGAACAAGCUUCGGCAGAGCCUGAGGAGGAAGAAGCCCACCUACGUGCCAGAGGCCAGCAGACCGCAUCAGUGGCAGGCUGACGAGGAGGCUGUACGAAAGGGCAAAUGUAACUUCGCUGUCAGGUAUCUGGGGCUGGUCGAGGUGGAGGAGUCCAGGGGGAUGCACGUGUGCGAGGAGGCGGUGAAGAAGCUCAAAGUUAGUGGGAAAAAGACAGUCAAAGCAGUAUUGUGGGUGUCAGCUGAUGGCCUCAGGGUGGUGGAUGACAAAACUAAGGACCUCAUUGUGGACCAGACCAUAGAGAAGGUUUCAUUCUGCGCCCCUGAUCGUAACUAUGACAAGGCCUUCUCCUACAUCUGCAGAGACGGUACUACCAGACGGUGGAUGUGCCACUGCUUCAUGGCUCUCAAAGACUCGGGUGAGAGGCUGAGCCACGCAGUUGGCUGUGCCUUCGCCGCCUGUCUGGAGAGGAAGCAGCGCAGGGAGAAGGAGUGCGGCGUGACGGCGUCCUUUGACGCCAGUCGCACCUCAUUUGUGCGCGAGGGCUCCUUCCGCGCCAACUCUUCCUGCAGCCAGCAGGGCAGCAGCAGCGAGCGAGAUGACAAGCUGCCAGACAAGAAAAAAGACCAACCGUCUGCAAUCCCAGCCCUCCCACCUGGCACCGCCUCCCCACCCGAGGGUGCUGCGUCCCCCAUGGAGCGACCGGAACCAGGUGGGCCUCACGCCAUCCCACGUCGCCACGCGCCCAUCGAGCAGCUGGUGCGUCAGGGGUCGUUCCGGGGAUUCCCUGCCCUCAGCCAGAAGAACUCCCCCUUCAAGAGGCAGCUGUCGCUCCGCCUCAACGACCUGCCCUCGACAUUACAACGCAAGACCGACUUCCAGACCAAGAACCCUGAGAUGGAAAUGGGCUUGCCGUGUGAGGGAGACAGUAGUAUCAACGCCCUGUGCUGUCAGAUCAACAACUCCUUCACAAAGCCAUCGGACGAGCUUUUCUCAAACCCCACUCUGGCUGCAAAUGGUCCUCCAACUUGCACUGUGCCCCCUGUCCUGCCUCCACCACCUGCAUCAGUUCAGGCCACUUCUUCCUGGGUGCAGCCAGAGCCUCCACUCCACUCUCCUCCUGCGGUUUCCGUGGCGAUGCAGAUGCAGAUGCAGAUGCAGAGUGGACACAGGCGCACACCCUCUGAGGCUGAGAGAUGGCUGGAGGAGGUCUCCAAGGCUGUCAAGGCUCAACAGACCCCACCUCCGGGCCCUGUCAUCCCCACCAUCCCCGGACCCCCCUCCAUGUCAAGUCAGCAGAUGUCCAGUCAGGCAGCCAUAUCAGCCGCCCCAGUGUCCACUGUCCCUCUCUCCCUUGGCACCAUGUCCAAACCUCUCAUCUCUGGUCCCUCUGCACUCUCAAGUCAAGCCCCAAUGCCCCUUCCGCCCAUGUCAAUAUCAUCGGUUCCUCUAAUACCAGGCCCUCCAGUGUCAGGGCCCCCCAUGUCUCUACCUUCUAUGUCGAUCCCCACAAUGUCCGGUCCGAGCAUGUCUGGGGCCCCCAUGCUCCAGCCUUCCCUCCCCGGGCCACCAGGAUCCCUUCCAAGCUCCAUGCAGCCAUUCCCCUUGGCUUUUGACACCACUCCAGCACCUGUCGGAAUGUUCGCCAGCCAGCCUGUCCAGCCGGCAUUCGUGCCCAUGCAGACCUACAUGCCAGGCCUGGCCAGCAGCAUGACCUAUCCCAACGCCAGUGUGCCUGUGGUGGGCAUCACACCAUCGCAAAUGGUGGCUAAUGUCUUCUGCACUGCCGCAGGCUCAUCUGGUGCAGGUGGAGCCAUGGGCUCAGUUGGAGGGGGACCCAAAGUGGGGGCACUCGGGACAGUUGGGCAGCACCAUCCCCAUCCAGGAGCACCUGGUGCAGUCGGGCAUACUGGAGGGUUUUCAACACCACCAUUCUCCUCCACUCCGCCACUAUCAACAGCCAUUAAUGGCCUCCCACCGCACAGCAGCAUCAUGAUGGACCUCCAGAAUGGGACGUCCAACAGUGGCAGUAAUUGUGGAGGCAGUAGCAGCUGGCCGCCAGAGGGCAGCCAGCUAACAGCUCCGGCAGCCAGCGCCUCCCAAGACGAUGAUCGUUUUGAGGCCAAGUGGGCCGCACUGGAGGCCAAACCAGGGCCUCAGCAGCAGCCUGGAAGUAAGGCACCAGCUGCAGCAGCCAACCCGUUUUCCAACAAUCUUCAAAAGACAUUUGAGAUUGAGCUUUAAGUCAGAGUUGGCCCCCCAAAGCUGUAGCUCUAGCCCUCGAAUUAAAGCCUGAGAAAGCCUGGCACUAAUUCCAGCAUCUCUGCUUGGAAUGGGAUGCUGGUCCUGAAAGUUAGCCUAGCAUCUGACCGGUGGCGGCCUAGCAACCUGCCUUAAGCUCUCUGAGAGUCAGUCUUAUAAUGAUCUUAAUUGCUUUCUUUACACUCUGACAGAAGUUUGCAUGUUGCUGGGCUGCCAUUGGACGAUCAGGUUCGCUUGCUCAUUAGACUUGAUGGACUGAAUCCUUUCACUCCACCCGCUAGCCACCUCUCUUUCCUGCUUACACUUCUCCACUCUGGCUUUUCUUUACCUGCUGCAAGCCCCUGGAUGUACUGUAAGUGCCCCUCUGAGGACCAAGUGUGUGUGUGUGAGUGGGGGGGCAGCUCAGUGGUUUCUUUCGUUAAAAGGGGACUCCACUCAGAUGCAUUCCAAACCCAUGAGAUGCUUUUUUUUCUUGGUGGAGAAUUGAGUGGAUAUGACUACAUUGCAACACAUGCAGAGGAGCAGAGAAGCGAUUUGUUGACUUACGAUCAGACUGAUUGUGAGCUUAGCCAAGCACAGCAAAAGUCUGGACACCUGAAAGGACUAGCCAAUGAUGUAAGACCCAACCUUACCAACACAGAAGGACUUACUGACGAAUAGCAGAGAUUUAUGGCCAAAAUUAUUUUAUUUAUUGUAUUUUCUUUCUUUAUUUUAUCAAGCUAUAUAUACUUAAAAAUCAAAUUUUUAAAGCAGUGUUUCAGGAGCGUUUUUCAUCCCCUAUAUUUAUAUUUGUUGAAUCGUAAAGAGGAGGGAAAACAGUUAGCAGAAGGCUAACAGAUGUGAUCGAGCAGCGGUAGAGGGAAACUGAGUCGUGGUACAGGAACCAAAUAGCAAGGGCUUACAGUGGAGUGGUGUGUAGUGCAACAUGUGAGACAGUAAAUGUAUAUAGCAGCAUGUUUUUCCACCCAUUAGCCCUCAAGUAUACACUUCACUGCUGGUGAGGCUUCACUUUGGCUCUGUAGCCCAUUUCUGUUGUUAAAGCCUCCCUUAAAGGGUUACUGGAACUCGCUUCAGGAUAUCCAGCACACUGACACUCCGGACAAUGCAGCACAACAGUCCUUUGGACUCCAUCUUCUCCAGACAAAUCCAAGGAACUUCAACUCAGAGGAAACACACAAAAAAAACACUCUACAACACUGUGCAACUGGUUGUCAAGAUGAUGCACUACAUUCCAACAUUCAUAAAUCCUUUAACGUGUUCAAACACAGGGUAUAUUGUCAUCACUUACAGUAUGAUUGUGUAUUCUCCUCUAUGUACUACUGUAUCAGUUGCACUCAUUUUCGAUCCAUGAUCAGAGGUGAAAAGAGGAGAGGAACAUGAGCAGACACAGACCGGAGUGUGGCAAAGCAAAAAAAAAUGGAGAAGAAAAAAAAAAGACAUAUGUUUGAAUUAUUGAGGACAUUUGAUUAAGAGGAAGAGAAAAUAUCGAACGACAGAAGAAAAGAGGAAAGAGGGAAGGAUAACCUGUAUGUGAGAGACUGAAGGAGAGAACGGAGUUAUAUCUUUAAAAAAAUAAUAAAUGAGACGGAGGAAGUCUGGCAAGGGGGGGGAAUGAGAAAAGAUAUGAGCGAAGAGAUAAGUGUGUGUGAAAAAACUGCGAACAAAGACACAUUCAUCACGUAGCCCACAACCUAAGCACUGUCUGCCAUGGUUACUUCUUUUUUGGUGUCGAGGCCAAGCAUCAUGUUCCUCAUCUCCUUAAACCUCACAAACAACAUUUGAUCAUGUUCUUUUUUUAAAAAAAAAAAAAUAAAGAAGAAGAAGAAAAAGUCGCUUAUUAUAUAACUGCGGUCUCAUAAACAAGAUAUUUUCAAAGUAUGUGCAACUCCUUAUAGAGUUCAAACUUGUCAACAACAAAGCUUUCCGUGUUUACCUGCAGUUUCUGGCAUGUUUCAUUAAAAGUUCAGGUCCGUUUCGAGAAGAUGCUCCAUUUCAAAGUAGAGAUGUUUAUUAUAGAAGGGCUUUUCCAUUUUAGCAAACAGGUUAUUGUCUGUAUGUUCUGUAAAAAAAACUGUAAUUUGACCAGAGACGCUGCUGCCAUGUUCCUCGGCAAUUGAAUUGUAUGGAUAUGGACUGCCACUGAUUAAGUUUCCUGCUCAUUAACUCCCUGCAGUUUAAUUAGCUUAUUGGGCCUCUUCCUAUGGCAGCGAUCCCAUCUGAUAGUCUGCCUUCUCAGAGAACCGUAAUGUAUGUGCCACUGGCCUGAUUUAUACCGUCUCUGAUCCUCCCAGGGAUUUUGUCCUUCAUUUUCGGACAAAUCGAUAUUGCUUCCCGACCAAACGAAGUCCCAGUUGCUCUCUCGACCCUCCUCUCUCUACAAGACAAGACUGAUUCACUCAUGAAAUCAAUGCGUUUAUUUCAGUGAAAAUAUAUUUUAGCCCUCGACUCCUGUUUGCACGCCCUCCAAAUUAUAAAUGUAGGUUAAUUGUGUUCCGCGUUAAAGCAAACUAAAUGACCUCAUAAACUUGAUUGUAAAACCAUAGUUUAGUGAUGGUAACAAAGCAAACCAGUGGAAUUUAUUUUUAAUCUUUAUUUACAGAAUUUUUGUAUUUAAACCUACAUAUUUGUAUUGUAAUUACAUUGUACAAAAGAUAAAUAAAGUAAUAUAAUAUUA